AUGGACAAUUCCAUAAAGUCUGCGGCGCCCGUCGCUCACUCCCUUGAUGAUAAAGGGUUAGGCAGUAUUCAGGUCCAGAAUGCAGAUGAAUUGCGCCUGGCGCAGAUGGGCCAUAAGCAAGAGCUGAAACGCCACUUUUCAGUAUGGAGUCUCAUCGGUCUGGCUGCAAAUUGUACCAUCUCCUGGACUGGACUCGGUCUGGGUCUCAUCACUUCCAUCAACGCUGGCGGUCCCGGUGCCCUUAUCUACGGAUUUAUCUUCGUCUUUAUCCUGCAAUGCUUUCUAGGAACAUCACUAGCGGAGUUUGUUUCUGCGUACCCAGUCGAAGGUGGGAUGUAUCACUGGAUUGCAGCCAUUGCUCCGAAACGGUACAGCAAUGUGUUAAGUUUUGCGACUGGCUGGAGCACAGUGUUCGGCUGGAUAUUUACCACUGCCUCUACGAACCUCGUUUACUCAUCGAACUUCAUCGCCCUCAUUGCCUUGUACAGACCCAACCUUGUUGUGCAGCCUUGGAUGACUUUCGUUGCGUAUCAAGGGUUCAACGUCAUAACCUCUGGAAUCGUCAUGUUUGGCAAUAAGUGGAUGCCAGCAAUCAACAAGUUCUCAUUAUGCUACCUUCAACUAGCCUGGUUCGCCAUCCUGGUCACCGUCGCAGCCACUGCCCCCAAACACAACGACACAGAAUUUGUCUUUCGAACCUGGAUCAACGAAACCGGCUGGAAGAACAAUGUCGUCUGUUUCAUAACGGGCCUAGUCAACCCCCUGUACAGUCUAGGCGGCCUAGAUGGGAUCACUCACAUCACCGAGGAAAUGCCAAACCCAGGAAGAAACGCUCCUUUAGCACUAGCUUGCACACUCGCCAUAGCUUUCGUCACCGGCUUCACCUACCUCCUCAGCCUCAUGUUCUCCGUUCAAGACUACGCAAGCCUCGCCGACUCCCCGACAGGUCUUCCCCUCGCAGAGCUCUUUCGCCAGGCAACCCAAAGCCGCGGAGGCGCCUUUGCCCUCGUCUUCCUUCUCUGGGUUGCAGUGGGACCAUGCGUUAUCGGCUCACAGCUAAGCACCGGACGAAUGCUCUGGGCAUUUGCCAGAGACGACGGACUUCCCUUCUCUAAGUUUUGUUCCAAAGUCAACAAACGAUUCGGAGCUCCCGUCAACGCCCAGCUAUGCGUGGGUAUCAUCAUCGCCCUUCUAGGCUGUAUUUACCUUGGUUCUAGCACCGCGUUCAACUCGAUGAUGAGUUCUGCUGUAACAAUCAACAACAUCGCCUACCUCGUCCCCAUCCUUACGAACGUCCUCCUUGGUCGAAAAACCAUGCACCGCGGCCCAUUCUCACUAGGAUACGUAGCAGGAAUGACGGUCAAUAUUAUCACUGUUGCGUGGCUGGUCUUUGCAAUUGUGUUUUUCUCGUUUCCGUAUGAUAUGCCUGUUACUGCCUCGAAUAUGAAUUAUACAUGUGUAUGUGUCGGUGGGUUCCUGCUGCUGGAGCUAUUGUGGUGGAUUGUGGCGGGGAAGAAGUAUUCGAGACGGAUGGAGAAGGUAAGGGAAGAAGAGAAGAAUGCUUCGCAGGCGGUGGUGGUGGAUCUUGUGGGGAAGAGCUGA
Molecule: messenger RNA, 1602 nt
Organism: Aspergillus tubingensis
Lineage: Eukaryota; Fungi; Ascomycota; Eurotiomycetes; Eurotiales; Aspergillaceae
Product: putative choline transporter Hnm1
Exons: 13
Coding region: 1-1602 (533 amino acids)
Biological process (GO): transmembrane transport
Cellular component (GO): membrane
Molecular function (GO): transmembrane transporter activity
Source: RefSeq, a predicted model, not a curated record